CGUGAGCCUCAAUAUAACUCUGAGAGAUUUAUUUAUUAGUUAGAAAGAGAUUGUGGGUGGUGUUUUUCCGGUUUGGUUUAGACACGGAUAGGGGGAAGCUCUGGAUUCUACCUUUUUCCGUCCUCCGCGACGGUUAUUUUGCCGGUUGGCUCUCAGGUUGUGCUGGACUUGGAUCUAUACAGAUUAAUAGUCUCUUUUAAGACAUGGAACAAGCCUGCAUCUGGUUAAAUUGCUACCAGUAUCGAGUUUUUUUAUUCCAGGAAGUGCCGGACUGGCGGUUUCUCGUACUUGGAGGUUUCCUUUUGGUGUCCUUUGUCAAUUGUACCAAGUGGUCCGAAUCACCUUAAUGAUCAGUACAGGAGGCGUAAUGCAAACAUUUGCUGAGAUAGGUGUUGGAUAUAUAGCGCACUUUUACAAUGCAUCAGUGAUUCUGAUUGAACAUCCAGCCUAUAAUUUUAAGAAAACGCCUUCCGGGGGUUGAGGUCUGCAAAGUCAUGAUAAGGUUGCUUUUGUAGUGUUAGACAAGCAUUUCUGAUUGAAACUCUGCAGACUGUAGGUCGUAGAUAUUAUUAUGCUAUUACUCCUGAUGGGUACCCAUUAGAAGGACAAGAGAUAUCAGUUCACAGAAGAUUCUUCAACAUCCAGUUUAGUAUAGUUGAGCUACCUGUGUUUAUGUUUCUGAACCUUUGGCUGUCUGUGCUUUGCACUUUGGAUAUAUCUAUUGGCUGGAACAUCCAUCCUACUUUGGUUCAUUGUUGGUACUGCUAUGUUUUGCCGAAUUCUUCUUUUCCUUCAAUCUGAUGCUUGGUAUUGUUGGGAAACUGUGAAUUUUGAAGAAAAUAAGGCCACAAAGCUUCUCCAUCAGAAAAAUUCUGGUUUUGUUGUCUUUGAUUUUGCUACAGAAAAUUGAUGGUGGAUUCAGCUGGACCAGAAAGGGUUUUUUUAUAAAUUUAUAGUUUUUACUAGCAAUCAGUUUGUGACAAUAAAUGUCAUAUAUCUUUGUGGGUUCUUAUACAUCUCUUGAAUAAAGAAAGAGCUGCUUUUUUUUUCAACAAGAAGAAUGGAGAGGUACAAGUUAAUCAAGGAAGUAGGUGAUGGAACAUUUGGGAGUGUUUGGCGAGCUAUUAAUAAGCAGUCUGGUGAAGUUGUUGCUAUUAAGAAAAUGAAGAAGAAAUAUUAUUCAUGGGAUGAGUGCAUUAAUCUUAGAGAAGUUAAAUCGUUGCGGAAAAUGAAUCAUCCAAAUAUUGUGAAGCUUAAGGAAGUUAUCAGAGAAAAUGACAUCUUGUAUUUUGUGUUUGAAUACAUGGAAUGCAACCUUUACCAACUUAUGAAAGAUAGAGAAAAGCUUUUCUCUGAAACUGAAAUCAGAAAUUGGUGUUUCCAAGUUUUUCAAGGCCUGGCUUAUUUGCACCAGCGGGGAUAUUUUCAUCGUGACCUUAAACCUGAGAACUUGCUUGUUUCAAAAGACAUAAUAAGGAUUGCUGAUUUUGGUCUUGCACGGGAGAUCAAUUCAAGUCCACCAUAUACGGAGUAUGUCUCAACACGGUGGUAUCGAGCCCCUGAAGUGCUUCUUCAGUCUUACCUGUAUAGUUCUAAAGUUGACAUGUGGGCUAUGGGUUCUAUCAUGGCUGAGUUGAUUACGCUCCGUCCUCUCUUUCCUGGUUCUAGUGAAGCCGAUGAAAUCUACAAAAUAUGCAGUGUUAUAGGAACUCCAACUAAGGAUUCUUGGGCUGAUGGACUUCUACUUGCAAGAGCUAUAAACUAUCAAUUCCCACAGUUAGCUGGUGUCCAUCUCUCUUCAUUAAUACCAUCGGCAAGUGAGGAUGCACUUAAUCUGAUUAGGUUGCUUUGUUCUUGGGAUCCCUGCAAGAGGCCUACUGCUGCAGAGGCCUUGCAACACCCAUUCUUCCAGAGUUGCUUUUGUGUUCCGCCAUCUCUUCGCUCCAGAGCAGCCGUCACGAGAACGCCUCCAUCUGCUGGAACAAGGGGAGUAUUGGACCAGCAAGGUGCUAGGAGGUAUUCUGGGGCAAUAUCUAAUUCAAAGCUCUUUAGUAAUUUUUCUUCUCCAAAGUUAAAUGCUUCCAUGAUUACAGGUGUGCAACGCAAGCUUGAAAUGGUUAAUCAGAAUCAGGCUGCCACUAGUAAUGAUAAAUACACAAGUAGCAUUCCUAAGCAAACAAAAUAUCGCCCAGUGCUUAGGAAGAGUCCAACCUCGAUAAACAAAGGUAGAACAGUGCGUGGAGUUUCAGAUGCAGCUGAAAAGUUGGCAAAUAUGACAAUAGGUAGCCGCAGGCAGUCUGUGGGGCAGUUGCUGAAGGCGCCUCCUAUGAAGACUGGAGUAGAGUGGAACACUGAGUCAGGAGGUGAUAUGUUUCUGAGAUCUACUCAACCACUGCAGCCGGGGAGAAGUUACACAAGGAAAGUUGCUGGCUAAAGGAGGUGUUUUUGAGAGCGGGCUUGAAUAAUGGGAUUAUGUGGAAUGUGUCGAGUACUACUAGUAUGAAUGAAUGAUGAACUGAGUGUGUUGUGGAUUUUAUGGUUCUGGGUUUAGUUCCAAAAUAUUGGCUUAUAUUUACACUCCCGUUAUUUACUCAGGUUUCUCAUGUUUCUUAAAUAUAAUAUGAUAAAAAGUGCUGUAGAUAUUAUGAAUUGGCUUUUAUAUUAUUUCCAGAGUUCAGUUUUUUAUA
Messenger RNA from Mangifera indica (mango), 2687 nucleotides. RefSeq names its product cyclin-dependent kinase F-4-like. Gene Ontology annotation, biological process: protein phosphorylation; intracellular signal transduction. Gene Ontology annotation, cellular component: cytoplasm; nucleus. Lineage: Eukaryota; Viridiplantae; Streptophyta; Magnoliopsida; Sapindales; Anacardiaceae. Gene Ontology annotation, molecular function: ATP binding; protein serine/threonine kinase activity. The coding region runs from base 1061 to 2434 and encodes 457 amino acids. The transcript is spliced from 19 exons. The record is from RefSeq and is a predicted model, not a curated record.